CCGGCGGCGGCGGGCAGCCUUCGGCCUCGGCUGGCUGCCGCGCUGCGGACGCGAACUCAGGCACUGCGCACCGCAGGCUGCCCAGAGACCUACGCCGCCGCUCCCCUGGGCCGGGGCUCCCAGGACAGCGCCUCCCCGAGCGGAGGGGCCAGGCCGAGGCCCCGCGUGGGCCUGCAUGCCUCGCCGCUCCCCCUCCCCCAGGCCCUGCGCCCUCUCUCAUCCAGCCUAGAUUUCCAGCCGCCUUGCCCCCUUUCCCGGCUGAAUUAGGUUCUUCUUCCCACAGGUGUGCCCUGUGGCCUCAGAGGUCCAGAAAGUUUAGGACUGAACCUACCCAACGUCUAGUAAUGAGGCCCUGGAACCUGGGAGUUCUGGAAAGCCGUCCUUAGGGCUCCAGGUCGCCGGCUUCUGCGCUUUCUUUCUCUCGAAAGUUGAAGAGUUUCCUGUCUUCUCAAACUUACUACUGCCGAGGUGCCAUGGCCCCCAAGCCGGGGAGUGAGUGGAGCACGGCCUUAUCCCACUUGGCGCUGGGGGCGGUGUCUCUGCACGCAGCAGUGAGCACUGCCCAGGUGAGUCGAGGGGCUGCUGCUGGCUUCCUGCUCCAGGUCUUGGCUGCCACCACCAUGCUGGCUCCAGGACUGGGCACACAUGAAGACUGUCUUGCUGGAGCCUGGGUGGCCACUGUCAUCGGCCUGCCCCUUCUGGCCUUUGAUUUCCACUGGGUGAACGGGGAUCGAUCUUCUGCCAACCUGCUCCUGGGAGGAGGCAUGGUGCUAGCAGUGGCUGGUGACCACCUCGGCCCUGAGGGCCGCUCUGUGGCUGGUCAGGCAAUGCUGUUGGUGGUCGCAGUGACCAUCCUCAUUGUGGCCGUUUUCACAGCCAACACUUAUGGGAUGUGGGGGGGGGUGAUGCUGGCUGUGGCAGGUCUCCUGAGCCGGUUGGAGGAGGACAGGCUGCUAUUGCUGCCGAAGGAGGAUGUCUGUCGCUGGGCCCUGGCUGCGGGCAGUUGGGCCUACUGCCGGGCCCUGCACACACAGUGCCUGCAGUGGGAAUGACGACGCAGCAAAGCAGGGCUUCUACUCUGCCAACUGCUUUCCCUCCCACCAGCCUGCUCCAGGGUCCUUCUGGCAUAGGGAUAGACUCUCCUUCCCAAAAUGGGUUUGCUGCAGGUUAACUGGUCGGAGUCAGAGUCUGGGUGCUGUCCCUUGUCUGGCCACAUGUGGGGACUUGCCUAGACCAGAGUGAAGGGAAUGGGGUCCCAGGCACAUUUUGGUGCCUGAUUUUGGGCUGGACAUGGUUGUGGGUCCAGAGAGAAGCCUGGUUUCCAAUAAACGUUAGAAAUUUCACAGGAA
Molecule: messenger RNA, 1349 nt
Organism: Lemur catta (Ring-tailed lemur)
Lineage: Eukaryota; Metazoa; Chordata; Mammalia; Primates; Lemuridae
Gene: ZFTRAF1
Product: cysteine and histidine rich 1
Exons: 2
Coding region: 474-1052 (192 amino acids)
Source: RefSeq, a predicted model, not a curated record